Molecule: messenger RNA, 660 nt
Organism: Cetraspora pellucida
Lineage: Eukaryota; Fungi; Glomeromycota; Glomeromycetes; Diversisporales; Gigasporaceae
Source: the annotation of a GenBank genome assembly
AUGACUUUAAACACCAAAGGUCCAUGUGCUCAAUGUGCCAGAAUGUACAGCGCCGGUAAAGCAAGUUCGCACUUGCUUCAAUGCAUUCCGCAAACGUAUACUCCUUCUGAUUUAACAAGUGAAGGUUAUUUAAUUCGAAUUUCUUCAAAAGACCACCCAAGUUGGUAUUGGAUGUUUGUAACUAUUCCCAAAGACUUUACUUUGGAAUUAUUGAACGACUUUUUACGCGAUAUUUGGUUGGAAUGUUGCGGCCAUUUGAGUUCAUUUUACAUCAGUAAUCACGAAUAUUCAUCUCAUCCCAUUUCUGGAGAUGGAACCCAAACCAUGAACAAAAAAGUGGGACAACUCUUAUCGCCAGGUAUGAAAUUCAGAUAUACCUAUGAUAUGGGUUCGUCCACUUAUCUUAGGCUAGAAGUUACAGCGACAGUAGUUGCCUGCCCAUGCGAUGAUAUUACACUCAUGAUGAAAAACGAUCCGCCCGCUUUUUCAUGUGAAAUGUGUAACAUACCUGCUGAAAUCAUUUGUACUCUAUGCGGUGGGAAAACAUGCAAAGACUGUAAGGAAAGACAUUCUUGUGUAGUCAACGAAAAUGAUACAUAUAUGUUGUCACCUCUUGUCAAUUCUCCACGUACAGGUGUUUGUGCAUACGGAAUAGUGUAA